This is a messenger RNA of Trematomus bernacchii (emerald rockcod), 1389 nucleotides long. It is a transcript of the gene clic2, whose product is annotated as chloride intracellular channel 2. Bases 209 to 943 code for a protein of 244 amino acids. NCBI's taxonomy places the organism in Eukaryota, Metazoa, Chordata, Actinopteri, Perciformes, Nototheniidae. The transcript has 6 exons. Gene Ontology annotation, biological process: negative regulation of ryanodine-sensitive calcium-release channel activity; chloride transmembrane transport. The record is from RefSeq and is a predicted model, not a curated record. Gene Ontology annotation, molecular function: chloride channel activity.
UAGCCUCCUCCUGAGACAAAACAAACUGAGCCAGGAGGUGUUACACUUUCUCCACAGAGACCAUUUAAACCAGAGCAGCACCUAUUCACUGCUAUCAGACUUCUCUCCAUACAGCGCUGUGGGUGCAAAAAGACUUAAGGAGAAGCUUUGACUGGAACAAGGAAUACAACAACAACAAAAAGUUGUAUUAAAUUAGUUUUGGGACAACAUGGCACUUCGACAGAACUCUGAAAUGGAGCCAAGCAUCGAGUUGUUUAUUAAGGCUGGGCAUGAUGGGGAGAACGUGGGGAACUGCCCCUUCUGUCAGAGGCUCUUCAUGGAGCUGUGGCUGAAAGGAGUGAAGUUUACAGUGACCACUGUUGACAUGAGGAAGAAGCCCGCUGAGCUCAAAGACUUGGCCCCCGGCACCAACCCUCCUUUCCUCCUCUACAACGGCACCCUCAAAACAGACUUCAUCAAAAUCGAGGAGUUUCUUGAACUAACAGUGGCACCUCCCAGGUAUCCUCAUCUCAGCCCACUAAACAGAGAGUCUUUUGAUGUGGGCGCUGAUAUUUUUGCAAAGUUCUCUGCUUUCAUCAAGAACAGUCCUAAUAACACCUUCUACGAGAAAAACCUGCUGCGGGAGUUCAAGCGUCUGGACAACUACCUGAACUCCCCGCUGCCCGAGGAGAUCGACCACAACUCCAGAGAGUCCGUCACCGUCUCCAAGAGGAAGUUUCUGGACGGGGAUCGCCUCACCUUAGCCGACUGCAACCUGCUGCCCAAACUGCACGUCAUCAGGGUUGCUUCCAAGAAGUACUGCGACUUUGACAUCCCCGCAGAGUUCACAGGCGUGUGGAGAUACCUUCGAAACGCCAGCGAGAGAGAAGAGUUCAAACAGACAUGUCCAGCCGACAUUGAAAUCGAGAAGGCUUACUUCAGCGUGGCCAACAAGAGGAAAUAAAACCUUGGAUUCUCUGUAAUUAAGUGUUCACUCAGUGUAACUGUGUUGUGAUCUGUAGAGGGCGCUACAACCUACUAAUCUGUGGCCACAAAACAGACACUAUUCCUCCUUAAACCUGUAUUUUUUUUCCAGUAAGACUCUAGGACACGCUGAAGUAAAACGUUUUAUUGGUUGUAUGUAUCCACAUCCAUAGUCACUCAGACAGAUCUUCAAGCCAUAUUGAAAAGGCCAAAUGUACAAUUAUUGUUAUUGUGUAUAGUGUAAAUAGAUAUUUUCAACACUUUUUUGAUCAAUCACCCUCUUUAAAACAUAUAUGAUUGUGUUAGUGUGAGCAGCAGCUGCAGAAACCUCCACGUACAGUUAUUUUAAUGCAAACCAUGAAAUACACUUCUGUAUCUGAUUAUCGCUGUCACACUAAUAAUAAAUAUCAAAAUGAUUUGUCAUAA